Molecule: messenger RNA, 1143 nt
Organism: Talaromyces stipitatus ATCC 10500
Lineage: Eukaryota; Fungi; Ascomycota; Eurotiomycetes; Eurotiales; Trichocomaceae
Product: Mn2 homeostasis protein (Per1), putative
Exons: 4
Coding region: 25-1029 (334 amino acids)
Biological process (GO): GPI anchor biosynthetic process
Cellular component (GO): endoplasmic reticulum membrane
Molecular function (GO): hydrolase activity, acting on ester bonds
Source: RefSeq, a predicted model, not a curated record
AUCCAACAGGCUGGAUUCACAAAGAUGCAAGUCUUCCGAUCAUUGUCUUAUGCGUCAAGAGUCUCUAUCUGUAUUUUUAUCCUAGUGCUCUUCGUCGGGCAGUCGGCGGCCUCUCUCGGAGAUCGAUUGCCCGAUUUCAAAGAAUGUGUGAAGAUAUGUAAAGAAGAAAAUUGCCAGGAUGGCAAUUCUGCUUUACCACUCUACCUCCGUCUUAUGCUAUGGACCUGCGACGCGGAAUGCGACUACACCUGUCAACAUGUCAUAACGGAUCGCAGAGUCAACCGAGAGUUCCCAAUGUUGCAGCCCGUCGUACAGUUUCACGGAAAAUGGCCAUUUUACAGAGUGCUCGGCAUGCAGGAAGUCUUCUCUGUGCUCUUCUCCUUUCUCAAUUUCCUAGCUCAUUACUACGGAUUGAAAUGGAUCGAAUCCUCGAUUCCGGCUUCGUACCCUCUCCGCAAAUACUAUUUUGGGUUUGGAUACUUUGGAUAUGCUAGUUGGACCUUUAGCAUGCUCUUUCAUACACGCGACUUUCCAUUGACCGAGAAACUGGAUUACUGGGCAGCGGGUGCAAGCAUUCUCUACGGUCUCUUUCUCGCCGUCAUUCGCAUUUUCCGCCUGGACCAGGAACAGCCCAACUAUAAACCUGCACUUCGUCGGCUUUGGACCUAUCUCUGUGUCGGUUUAUACAUUGCGCACGUGUCGUAUCUCACUUUCUGGUCGUGGGAUUAUACUUACAACAUGAUUGCCAACGUUGUCGUGGGGGUUAUUCAGAAUAUCCUAUGGACAGCUUUUAGUAUCUACCGAUACCGGAAGGAACCAAAGAAAUCCUGGAUGGCGUGGCCUGCCAUGAUUGUUCUUUGGAUCUCGCUAGCAAUGAGCCUGGAGCUUUUUGAUUUCCCACCGUGGUGGGGACUGGUUGAUGCUCAUAGCCUGUGGCAUCUGGGAACUGUUAUACCUACUGCGUGGUGGUAUCUAUUUAUUAUACGGGAUGCCAAGAACGAUUUGGCUACGGAGAGAUUGAAGGCUUAGACAGCCGCACGUAGAAGCUGUUCCAACGCUGUUAUAUGUACUUGUAAUAUAGGAAUAUAUGAGAGAUUUAGCAAUACCUGUUAUAUUCGAGAAAUAGAACAGUUCUGUUUUCUC